AAGCCAAUUCGCUCAAUUAAACCAGUCUUGAUUUGCAGCCAAGUGGGAGAAGAUCAUUAAAUAUUGCGUGGAAUUGCAUGAGUUUGCAAAAUGUAUCGUUCCAUAGUUUUUGCGGUGGUUUUAUGUCUCAUAAAAAGUAUGGGAUGUGAUGACACUGUUUCGUAUCCGGAAGUGGAAAUAGAAUCGGGUCGUUUAAUAGGAUCAUUUUCUGAAAAUCGGGUAGGCGUUAGGUACGCACAGUUUUAUGGAAUUCCGUACGGCCACGUGGAAAAACGUUUUGACAUUUCUACACCUGCAAAAUUAUGGACUGGGAUAAAGAACGCGACCGAUUCAGGGCCCGGAUGUGCCCGGUAUAGCAUGAUGGUUCCCGGAUUUGCUGGAGUUGAGGAUUGUCUAACAUUGGAUUUGUAUACACCAAAGAUCCGGAGCCUGAACGGAUCUAGUGAUUUACUUCCAGUCAUGGUAUGGCUGACUGGGGGUGGUUUUGUGGACGGGUUGGGAAGCUACUACGGUGGCAAAUAUUUCAUGGACCAGCUCGUAAUUCUGGUCACGGUAAAUUUUCGAUUAGGUGCUUUCGGAUUUUUGAACGCCGGAGUAAAAUCGGCACGUGGAAACCAAGGCUUGAAAGAUAUUGUACUCGCAUUAAAAUGGGUACAGAAUAAUAUUGAGGUCUUUUCCGGCGAUAAGAACAGGGUGACCAUAUUCGGUGAAAGUUCAGGUGGCGCUGCUGCCUCCUUGUUGACCGCAUCGCCCAUGGCGAAAGGGCUCUUUCAUGGCGCCAUACUUCAAAGCGGGACGGCCACGUGUCCCUACGUCAUGCGGGCAGGUGAUGGAAUCAAAGAGGCGAAAACAUUAGCUGUCGCGGUCGACUGCCCCUCCAGCCAUGGCGAAUACUUGGUCCAAUGUUUGCAAAAAGUUAAACCUGAAUUGCUCGCUCCACUGUCCAUUUUUUUCAAUGAAUUUGGAAUGGACUCCAGCGCGAUUCAUAUGGGUCCAACGGUCGAAACUUAUCCCGGGAUUGGGGACGAGGAUAACUCCACAUUUUUAAAAGAGGACCCUUACAGCUUAAUUUCAAGUGGAAACUUCCACAAGGUUCCCAUCCUUAUUGGAUUUGUUGCUAGUGAAGUGUUUGGUAUUUCGAAGAGAUUACUUGCUGCUGACAAAAUUAAGAAGAUAAAUUCGCAAUUUGGUCGCAUAAUCCAGUCCGCUCUGCUUUAUCAUGACACCGCGGAAGACCCCUCCUUCGUAACGGAACGAAUUCGACAGUAUUACUUUAACCGUUCGGAACUCACUCCGAGCAGUGGGGACGAUUUGGAACGCUUAAUCGGUGACAGAUCAAUAGUACACUGUACACGAAAGGUUGCUGCGGCCUAUGCAAAUUACACGACCGUGUACGCCUUCAAUUAUACGAAGAGCGAACCCGCCAGUGUGGGCACGAUUGAUACCGCGGUGACAACGUUGGAAGGGGACAAUCAACCCCCAAAACCGGCUGGUGAACGACCUCCCGCCCAUGCAGACGAGCUUGCGUACCUUUUCGAAAUGAGACCACCACUCGACAAAUUUUUCCCCAAGAUUACCAAGGAUAAUGAAACUUUUGAGUUUUCCAAAAAUUUCGUCUCACUUUGGACCUCAUUUGCUCUUAAUGGGAAACCUAGAAAAUUAUGGGGCGACAAGGGGACCGAGUGGACCCCACUGAAACCCAACAUGCGACAAGAAUACUUGCAAAUUAACGAGGAUCCAGUAAUGCUCGAGGUUAAUCAAGUUUUUGAAAAUAGCUGGAAAUUUUGGGACAGUCUUCCCCUUAAGGAACACGGUAAAAAGUGGGUGGCUGAGUGAAUAAAAAGUUGAACUAAUGCAUACAUAUAUAAGUUUCUUGAGCCAAGUGACAAACUUGGUUUAAAUUUAGUAAAUUACAUAAUCACAAUAUGUAUUUAUGUAUAUAUAACUUUUUCCGAAUGUGUAUGAAUGACUUAUCAAAAUUAGAAAAUCAAUAUUACUGUUAAGAAAUGAUACGAAUACGAUUGAAUAAAUUAAAAAAUUAGAUGACACA
Folsomia candida is the source of this 2050-nucleotide messenger RNA. Its product is annotated as cholinesterase 1. The record is from RefSeq and is a predicted model, not a curated record. Lineage: Eukaryota; Metazoa; Arthropoda; Collembola; Entomobryomorpha; Isotomidae. The coding region runs from base 91 to 1836 and encodes 581 amino acids. The transcript has 10 exons.